Amblyraja radiata (thorny skate) is the source of this 5064-nucleotide messenger RNA. RefSeq names its product ring finger protein 19B (gene rnf19b). The record is from RefSeq and is a predicted model, not a curated record. Gene Ontology annotation, molecular function: zinc ion binding; ubiquitin-protein transferase activity. The transcript has 12 exons. Bases 757 to 2850 code for a protein of 697 amino acids. Gene Ontology annotation, biological process: protein ubiquitination. NCBI's taxonomy places the organism in Eukaryota, Metazoa, Chordata, Chondrichthyes, Rajiformes, Rajidae.
CACCUUAGCUCCUGUUCUCGGCAAGCGGGACACCUCUGCAAGGAGGAGCUGAAUAGUGCCGUUAUGUGGCUUUCUCAGUAGCAUGCCGAUGGGGUCUUCUUGAUGAUCAAAAAUAGGAAGUCGGUUUUCCAUUUCCAUUGAGAGUGGUGCAAGGGAUUUACACCAAAGCGGCGGAAUUCCGCACAAAACCGCUGCGUCCUUCCUGAAAGGAAUUUCCUUUGUGACGUUCACCAGGAAUUGCGCAUCUGCAGAUAAUCAAUUGGCAUGAUAUAUGGCAGAGCAUCUUGUUCCAGGAUGUACCAGCACGAUGGCUGGUGUCGGUGGGCAGUGUUGAUCUAACCUAAUCAAAGCAUUUGCUGCAGCCCUCCGUUCCCGGCACAGUCAGGUAUUCUUCAGGUGAACUGCUCUGGACUCUUUCCAAGGUCGAUUAAUCCUUCACAAGGCGCAGAGUCAAAAGUUGAACAUGACCCUCCAGAUGAAUGGAGCCCAUCAGGUGCCGGAAAUGGGCACAGAGACAUGAGUCUGGGUCCAACCACGGAGCCGCUGCCGGGAGACACACACAGACAGACGGACAGAGAGGAGCUCUCCAGAGUCGCUGCUCGCACCUAGCCGCCUUGUGCUAGUUUAACCUCGACUGACGCCGCCGCCGCCAGCAUUGAAAACAAAAUAAAGCUGCGUUAGUUAAAACAACAAAACAGAAACAAGUGUUGGAAAAAGCAACGCGUUUGGACCACACCUGGAAGGAAGGGACGGACAAUGCGUUCUGAUCCCCCCCGUUCCCCGGCUAACGCUCCCCCCAACCCCAAGUGCCCCACCAAGAGACGGCGCAUUUCAUUCCACAGCAUCUUUCAUGGCAAAUCCAAGGGAAAACAGAAGCAAGAAGUGUCCGUAUCCAGCAUCGAGAGCAUCCCCGUAGAGGUGGCCGAGACCGACAAGAAGCCACAGGUGUCGGACAGCAGAACCACCUUGACAUCGUCCGAUUCACCAAAGAAGGCAUCAUCUGGUCUUCUAGAAUGUCCUCUCUGCUUGGUGCGCCACCCAUUCGAGAACGUCCCCAAAAUUAUGACAUGUCACCAUCGCUCCUGCCUUGACUGUUUGCGGCAGUACCUGCGGAUUGAGAUUACAGAGAGCCGUGUGAACAUUAGUUGCCCCGAAUGCUCAGAACGGCUGAAUCCACACGAUAUCCGAAUGAUACUGAAUGACCAGGCGCUGAUGGAGAAGUAUGAGGAGUUUAUGCUACGUCGGUACUUGGCUUCAGACCCGGACUGCCGAUGGUGUCCAGCACCAGACUGUGGAUACGCUGUGAUCGCCUAUGGAUGUGCGUGCUGCCCAAAGAUCUCCUGUGGGCGGGAUGGCUGCGGCACUGAGUUCUGCUACCAUUGCAAGCAGCUCUGGCACCCGAAUCAGACCUGUGACAAUGCUCGCCAACAGCGAGCUCAAAGCCUCCAGAUUCACACCAAGCAAACAACGGUACUGAACUAUGGCCAGGAGUCGGGCAAUGGUGAUGAAAUCAAACCAUGCCCACGAUGUGGGGCCUAUAUCAUUAAGAUGAACGAUGGAAGCUGCAAUCACAUGACGUGCGCUGUGUGUGGCUGUGAGUUCUGCUGGCUGUGCAUGAAGGAGAUCUCUGACCUUCAUUACCUCAGCCCAUCUGGUUGCACGUUUUGGGGAAAGAAGCCAUGGAGCAAGAAGAAGAAAAUUCUCUGGCAGCUUGGCACACUGAUCGGUGCUCCAGUGGGCAUCUCCCUCAUCGCUGGGAUUGCUAUUCCUGCCAUGAUCAUUGGCAUCCCAGUUUAUAUUGGCCGUAAGGUUCAUAGUCGCUAUGAUGGAAAAAAGACUUCAAAGCACAAAAGAAAUCUGGCCAUCACCGGAGCAGUUACCUUGUCGGUCAUUGCUUCUCCUGUGAUAGCGGCAGUCAGCGUAGGAAUUGGCGUUCCCAUCAUGCUGGCCUACGUCUACGGAGUGGUCCCGGUGUCACUUUGCCGCGGUGGGGGCUGUGGCGUCAGUGCGGCCAGUGGAAAAGGAGUGAAGAUUGAGUUUGAUGAAGGAGACGGGCCAAUUACAGUUGCUGAUGCAUGGCGAGCUCUGAAGAACCCCAGUAUCGGAGAUAGCAGUGUUGAAGGGCUGACCAGUGUUCUGAGUGUCAGUGGCAGCCCCAUUGACGGCGUCAGUGUAAUGCAGAGUAAUUGUAGCGACACUACCAGUUUUGCAGCUUUAUCGGGAAGCACGCUGGCUGGAGGAGUGCUGAUGGGGAGCAGCGGACAGCAUGACAGGCUGGACAUUCAAGCUGACAUUCAAAAAGGAAACAAAUUGCAUAAAGACUCCAUCAGUCUAGGGGCAACCAGUGACAAUGCCAGCACCAGGGCUAUGGCUGGUUCUAUCAUCAGCUCCUACAAUCCACUGGACAGGGAAUGCAACAAUAUGGAAGUGCAAGUUGACAUUGAAAGCAAACCCAGUCACUUGUGUUUUACCAGUGAUAGCAGCAUUAAUGAAUUGCUUCACAUUCACUCUCAAUCUGUGGAGGGACUUUGCCAUGAGGAGAAGGACUGCUUGUUCAUGAGUGACCACAGCGAUUGCCUCAUAAGCAACACAUGCGAUGUAACACUUGCUCAACCCGAGAGUACCAGAAGUGAUGGAAAUAGCACAGACACUCAGUCAGAUGACGUUCCUGACAUUAGUUCUGAUGAAUGUGAUUCACCCAGUCCAAUUCAUGACAGGCAUUUGGAAAUCACAGCUUCGGAUAUCAAGCUCUUGAACACGGAGAGUUUGGAGUGUGAAGACUAUGAACAAACGGAAUGUGUUCUUGAACAAGGUGGGCCACAAACAGAGAUGGUGGUACAUUAUGUCUAAACCUGCACAAUCAUCACUAAUUCAUCAACCCAUAACAUGCACCUUAUUCAGAAUAUUGAAAUUUUGUGUUCAUUACAUUGUUUUAAAUAUACAAGACUAUUGCAUAUUUAAAUAAAACAUAGGUAGACACAUAAUGCUGGAGAUAUUCAGCGGAACAGGCAGCAUCUCUGGAGAGAAGGAAUGGGUGAUGUUUUGGUUCGAGACCCUUCUUCAGACCCUCUCUCCUUGUUCCCCUUCCCCUCUUUGAAUAAAUCAUCUUUGAUACAGUAAAUAAAGAUGUUAUUUAUUCAUUUACAUUCUUGAUUUAAAUUAAUUCAGUGAUCUUUUGCAUGAAUUUAAGCAGAACUGUUUUGCUGCUUAAAAUUAGAUUGUCCCACAUGGGAGGAGAAACUAUUCAGAAUAGUUCUGCUCAGCUUAAGUUGAGAUUUUCUAGGUUGCUGGGCAACUUGAUACGUUUUCAUUUCCAAAUCAUUUUUUAUAAAGGGAACAGAUUCCAAAGGCAGUGAAUGUUAAAGUAGGUGCAGAGCAAUGGCCUAAAAUGUCAUCAGUAACUAUAGGGUUAAAGAAAUAAGCUCUAAAUUUGGAUUUUUUUAGGUACUUCAAGUCUGAUCUUAGAUCUAAACAGUUGACCUGAAUGCUGCAAAAUUAAUUAACCAGUGUCAACUCCACCGAAACCAGAUGCUGAGUGUUAUAGUAUCUUUAGAAUCAGAUACACCUGUCUCUGUAACAAACGGGAAUUAAUGAAAGAAACCCGGGGUUUGAUUUGAUCAUGUAAUUUGGGAUAUAACAUUAAUAUUUAGCUCAUUAGCAGAGAUUAUAAUAAUAUUUAGGACAUCAAUAUUUUGCCUUUUGCAUUGUUAAUAGGCCAGUUUGAAAUUUCCUAUUUUGCUUUUUUUUGAUUGUCCCAACAUUAUGUAAAUGCAUUUCCAGAAAGCCAAAAGGAUACUAGGAACCUAUGUUCUGCAGUAUCCCAGGAACCAUCCUACUACAGUACUGAUGAUGAGAUUACAAAGAGCCAAGUUAUAAUUGACAGAAUUCCAAGUGGCCGCUGAGGAAUUUCCUCCUGGAUUAUUCCACCUCAAUAUUCCACUUAAUAUUGGAAUCGAUUUGCUGUAACUCAAAUCAGACAGUUUUAUUUAAAGUACUGUUGAUUUUUGUUUCCUGUUAAUCUCCUGUGAUGUUAUAUAGAAAGAAAAUGAAAUGAAUAAAGCUAUCCCAUCGUUAAUUUAUGUCGUAAACCAAACUAAAUGCAAAGGUGUUCUCAGAUUUUAAAAUGCUUCUGUGGUCUUUUUAAAUUUCCUUUUAAAACCAAGGGUAGGAAGCAGCACACCCUCAUCCAGUGGUUAAGAUGCAGCUGGCAAUAUAUAUAUAUAUAUAUGUAACCAUAGAGCCUUGCUUAAGUUUCAGUUUUCCAGGGUCUGAGCUGAUGAAGCAGUUGUGGCAACACUUUCACAUCCCCAAAGAGAAAUCUCUGUUCCCCAGCAUGAAUUCCCCCACGUGAAGUUAGAUCUGUCCCGAUUCCUGCUGAAUGUGUGUGACUGGGGUGGUGCAGCAGAGGAGUUGCUGCCUGACAAAGCCAGAGACUCGGGGACUCUCUGUAUGGAGUUUGUAUGUUUUCCCAAUGACCCCAUGGGUUUUCUCUGGGUGGUCCGGUUUCAUCCCACACUCCAAAGGCGUACAUAUUUGUAGGUUAAUUGGCUUCAGCAAAAAUUGUAAAUUUUCUCAAGUGAGUAGGAUAGUGCUAGAGGAUGGGGAUCGCAAACCGGCGUGGAAUCAGUGGCCCGAAGGGCCUGUUACCGCGCUGCAUCUCUAAACUAAACUUAACUGUCAAAUGAGAAUGUAUCUGAGCUUGUCUCCGAGGUCUCCCAUACUUGGCAGCACACUGAGUGCAGACACUUGCAUCAUCUAAACUCAACGAAGCACUUACUUGAGAAACCUGAUAAGCUGCUGGUACCCGUGGAUGCAUUUGGCAGCAAGUCUGUGCCUUUAAAACGGGAAGAGGAUAAUUUUUUUUUAAACACUUCCAUAAUAUGGAUUUUUUUUGUAUCCAUGGAUGGUCAAUCUUGGAAAAAAGUGUAAAACUCUAGGUCUUCAGUACCUUCAUCCUUCUAUGGUGCUAGGAACACAUGGCAGGAAUUAACUGUUCGGCUUGUUUUCUUUUAAGUAUCUUUGUUAUUGCUUCAUGUAAAUAAAGUAACAUUCAUUUGAAUAUGA